AGGAGAGAUAAUUAAAUAGUGAGACUGCUUCUCAUCUUUUAAAAGCAGUUUACUUCCUGGUGUCUCUCUUUGAUGGUUGCUGAAGAGGCCCAGAAACUCCAAACCUAGAAGAGCAAAUAAAGAAACCCAAACCAUUUCUGCCACUCCUUUACACUAUCUCUUGACGAAUUGUCCCUCUAUCUGUUGCCAGUUCAAGCCCUAUCUGGAGCAUUGCUGCAAGCUCUCAUCUUUUUUGGAACUGCUUUCAGUGGGAAAAAGAAAAGGAAGUUAAAGGACCUAUGAGAAAGUCAAGACUGCUGUGUCCUUGAUAACUGUUCAUAUUCCCUGUGCAGCAGAGACACUUAAAUGAUGAUCCGUGUGAAGACAGACAAAGUUAUUUUUUUUUUCAGGGGUAUGACACAGUGAAACUCAUCAAGUAGGAGUACAGGCAUUUAGGAAACACCCAGACCAGCACUCUGGAUGUAGUGGAGCCCAUAAAACAGGAGUUUAUGAAACAAGUGAAAUAGUGAAAUUUGGCAAAAAUGGCGUGUGAAUUUAAUCUGAACUUCCUUAAGGAAUUAGAACGAGAGGCUGUUCUGGAAGUCCUAUACCGUGACCAGAUGGUGAGGAAAACGGAGGAGGAAAGAAUAAGGAAAAUGAAGCAGCAGCUGCAGCAGCUUCGGUGGAAGGGGGCAAAGAGCUCAAGGCACGAGUACCAGGAGAGGUGCUGUGCUCGCUGCCAGAAGUCUCUGGGGCUGCUGGUGAACAGAGGCGCCGUGUGCAACGGCUGCAGCCACCGCGUGUGCUCCGAGUGCCGCGUCUGCCUGAACGCCUGCCUCUGGAAAUGCACCGUUUGCUAUGCUCAUGGAGAUGUGAAAGUGAAGGCUGGUGAAUGGUUCUUUGAGGAACGAGCAAAGAAAUAUCCAGGUGAAGGCAGACGUGAAACAGUUGGUGCAAAGCUCUUGGAAUCUUACCAGAAUCUGAGUAAAAUUUCUGUCGUACCUCCAACUCCACCUCCUUUCACAGAAUCACCAGCAGGAACCAACGUGAUGGGUAAUGAACUUGGAGAGUCUAAAAGGUUUAAUAAAUCUGUGGAAAACUUGUUUUUGUCGCUCACAACACAUAUAAAAAAAAUAUCAAAGUCCCAGAAUGAUAUGGCUGACAGAUGUGUCCUAACCACAGAUUAUGGGAAGAAUGUGGAAAGAAGAAAGCAAAGAAGGAGCCAGUCUGACACUGCAAUCAACGUUACAAGCAGGAUGAAAAGUACACCCAGUCUGCAACAGCUCAUCACUGGGGCCCAAAAUGACAGUGAAACUCAGAGCAAAAGUAGUUGCAAGGAAGAAGACAUAACAACCAGUCCCACGAGUGAUACAGUUUUCUGUGAUGGCAAAAAACAUGGGAGCUUGUAUAGUCUUAGCAGCACUUGCACUGAGUCUGGAUAUUUUGGCAAGGCUAACAUCACAGGAGAAAUAGAGUUUGCCUUAAAAUACAACUACAAAGCUUGCAUCUUGGAAAUCUGCAUCAAGGGAUGCAAGAACCUGGCUUAUGGAGAGGAGAAGAGGAAAAAGUGUAACCCGUAUGUGAAAGUUUAUUUACUUCCUGAUAAAUCUCCUUGGAGUAAGAGGAAGACAGCUGUCAAAAAGAGCACAGUGGAUCCAGAGUUUGAUGAGACUUUGAAGUACAAGAUUGAGCACUCCCAGCUGAGAAGUCGGCAGCUUCAGAUCUCUGUGUGGCAUGCAGGAGCUCUCAAAUACAGGGUGUUUUUGGGGGAAGUGGUGAUUCCUCUGGCAGCAUGGAAUUUUGAGGAGGACUCGAUGCAGUUUGACUGGUAUCCACUCAAACCCAAGCUUGAGAAGCCUGAAGAUCUUGUCCAGUACAGUGCUGAACUCCUCGUGUCUGCAAGGCUGUCGGUACCAGGCCAGUAUCAGAACCUCCAGUCUGAAGGAAACAAAGACCAAGGAGUUCUCAACUGCCAGCUUCAGGUUAUGAUAUUUGGGGCCAAGAACUUGCCCGUGCUGAGAUCUGCUGCAAUGCUGAACUCCUUUGUUAAAGGUUGUCUUAUCCUUCCAGACCAAGCAGAGGUAAAGCAAAAGUCUCCUGUCCUGAAGAAAGAAACCUGUCCACAGUGGAAACACUUGUUUGUCUUUGAUGGUGUGACCCCAGCUCAGCUACAGCAAUCAUGUCUGCACCUGACUGUCUGGCACAAGUCAAUUUUCAGCUCAAGUGAUCAGUUCCUAGGAGGAGCCAAGCUUGGUGCAAAGGAAUUCUUUGGCUCUAUGGACCUUGCUUCUCAGGGAGUGCUCCAAUGGCAGGAAGUGCUCCACAACCCAAACACAUGGAUGGACUUCACACUUGUACUGCAUUCAAAUAAGGAAAACUUUAAAUCAUGAGAGAUUAUCAGACAAAACCUUUCCUUUCCCAUGUCUGAUAUUUUAAACUGAAGUGGUACAUACACUUCAGUUCUGGAAAAAGUACACUGCAAUAGCACCUGCUCCAGUUACUUUGGGAAUAGAAUUAUGUGUUUGAACGUGUGUGACAUUCUGAAUGUGUGAUUUCUUCAGAAGUUAAGGCUUUAGCCUGUGUCUCUAGCUGGAGUGUAAGGAUGAUAUUGUUUCUUGAGGAGUGACAGCCUCAGUUUGAGAUGCAUUAUGCUGUUAAAGCAACAGGGGCCAGACAAUGUGCAGCUUUCCAUUUCUAGGCCUAGCAGAACUGUUACUAUUUUAUUUAAAUCACAAC
Messenger RNA from Melospiza melodia melodia, 2715 nucleotides. RefSeq names its product synaptotagmin like 3 (gene SYTL3). Gene Ontology annotation, biological process: exocytosis; intracellular protein transport. NCBI's taxonomy places the organism in Eukaryota, Metazoa, Chordata, Aves, Passeriformes, Passerellidae. Gene Ontology annotation, molecular function: small GTPase binding; neurexin family protein binding. Bases 522 to 2369 code for a protein of 615 amino acids. The transcript has 16 exons. Gene Ontology annotation, cellular component: exocytic vesicle; plasma membrane. The record is from RefSeq and is a predicted model, not a curated record.